AGAAGAUGAAAUUAUUGUAUAUUUAUUUAAAAUGAGUGAUAAAAUUGUUUCCUCUGUUUGUAGUCCUCAGAUGCAUAUGUUUUGUUUUAUCAGCGGAUGGAAAAGAAAUUACAUUGUACUGAUGGGGACAUUAAAAUGAUGCAGUCUGAUAUAAAACUGGUUCCAAAUGUUGGACAGGGUGUUGAUAUUAUAGAUGCAGCCCCAAACGCAACAGCCACUUUUGAAAUGAGCAUGGUAAAUGAAUCUGACUCUCCACAACUAUUAUGUCACAAAGCAGAAAUAGUUCCAACAUUAAGUUUAACACUUACAACUACUGAUAAUAAAGAUGGAUCUGAAAAAACAAAGGAAGUAUUAACAAAAAAUGAUGAGCCUCAAGAUUUAUCUGCUAUAACUUCAGUUCUUCAAUGUUUAAUUCAUACAAAACCUUUGAAAAGUUUUAUUGUCAAGAGUAGAGGAUCAGAUAAAAAAUUAGCUUUAUUUUUUUAUAAGUUAUUAAAUGAUAAAAUGUCUGUGCCAGAAAUUAUAAUGUCUCAACCAGAAUACUUGAAGUUAGCUAUAGAGCAGCAGGAUGCUCAAGAGUUAAUCAGUGUGUUGAUUAAUGGCUUACAUGAAGAAUUUAAUCAAGUAACAGGUGAAAAACCUUAUGUUGACAUGAAAGUGGAUGAAAGCAAAUGCAGUUCUGAAGAGGAAAUAGCAGCGGCUUGGAAAAAAUUGACUGAGCUUAGGGAUAAGUCUGAAAUAAUUAAUAUUUUUCAUGCGCAAGUAAAGACUACACUCAGAUGUGGCAAAUGCUCAUACGCUCAGAAAUCUUAUGAUUCGCUGUUUCCUUUAUCACUACCAUUGCCAAGAAAAGAAUCAAGAUUGACUUUAACAAGUUGCUUGAGAUUGUUCAUGAGAGAAGAACAAUUAUCUAACUCAAAAAAGUGUAAAAACUGUCAUGAUAACUGCAAGCAUUUUAGAAAAGCUGAUAUUUUGAAACUACCUCCAAUACUAGUAGUUUAUUUAAAACGGUUUCAUUUUCUUGAAAGUGGUAUGACAAAAAUUGAGAAACCUGUUGAGUUCAGUUGCAAAUUUCCUAUUCAAGAAUAUUACCCAAAUGCUCAUGAUGAUAUAGAAUAUAAAUUAUAUGCAGUGAUUAAUCAUUAUGGAUCAUUAGAAUGUGGAUACUAUUUCUCUUUUAUAAAGUGCGAUGAGCAGUGGUAUUCAUUUCAUGAAAGUGACUAUAAUGACUAUAAAAAAAUCUCUGAAAAGGAAAUUUGUACAUCAAAU
This is a messenger RNA of Amphimedon queenslandica, 1269 nucleotides long. Its product is annotated as ubiquitin carboxyl-terminal hydrolase 9-like. NCBI's taxonomy places the organism in Eukaryota, Metazoa, Porifera, Demospongiae, Haplosclerida, Niphatidae. Gene Ontology annotation, biological process: protein deubiquitination. The record is from RefSeq and is a predicted model, not a curated record. The annotation marks the transcript as partial. The transcript is spliced from 13 exons. Gene Ontology annotation, molecular function: cysteine-type deubiquitinase activity.